This is a messenger RNA of Carlito syrichta (Philippine tarsier), 2021 nucleotides long. RefSeq names its product microtubule associated protein 1 light chain 3 beta (gene MAP1LC3B). NCBI's taxonomy places the organism in Eukaryota, Metazoa, Chordata, Mammalia, Primates, Tarsiidae. The record is from RefSeq and is a predicted model, not a curated record. The transcript has 3 exons. Gene Ontology annotation, molecular function: ubiquitin protein ligase binding. Bases 1 to 402 code for a protein of 133 amino acids. Gene Ontology annotation, biological process: autophagy of mitochondrion; macroautophagy; cellular response to nitrogen starvation. Gene Ontology annotation, cellular component: autophagosome; cytosol; autophagosome membrane.
AUGAUGAGCAGUGGCUUCCUGGCCCUUGGUAACCUUUGGUCUCUUCUUUUCAUUGCAGAACAAAGAGUAGAAGAUGUCCGGCUUAUCCGCGAACAACAUCCAACCAAAAUCCCGGUGAUAAUAGAACGAUACAAGGGAGAGAAGCAGCUUCCAGUCCUGGAUAAAACCAAGUUCCUUGUACCUGAUCAUGUCAACAUGAGUGAACUCAUCAAGAUAAUUAGAAGGCGUUUGCAGCUCAAUGCGAACCAGGCCUUCUUCCUGUUGGUGAACGGGCACAGCAUGGUGAGCGUCUCCACACCCAUCUCGGGGGUGUACGAAAGUGAGAAGGACGAGGACGGAUUCCUGUACAUGGUCUAUGCUUCCCAGGAGACCUUUGGGAUGAAACUGUCAGUGGCCAAUUAGAAAGACGCAUCAAGUCUAGAAUUUUUUAAGCCCUUGCCAGGGAGAAAAAAGGGGUGUUACCAGCUGGGAUGGAUCCGUUCAUCUAAUUGCAGGUCGUCAAAGCAGUAGUGUUCCACCUAGGAGUUUUAGGAAGUUGUUUUUGCAUUUCAAGCAGAAGAAGUGAGCUCCAGCGGAGCACAUUCAGCUUUGGAAACUCCAUUAUUUAACCCAGGCUAUCUUGUUUUCAAAAUUCAGAAAUUUAAAAAUAAAAUACUUUGCAUUCUAAGUUGCCAGUAAAAUAGCCCAAGUUAUUUUAAUGCUUUUUCCGCCAGUAGGAACUUGCAAUUCAAGCAGUAACUUAAAGGCAUUCAGAGAGACACUGGGUCUUCUCUUUAGGGUCUCGGAACCUUCCACCUUUUUAUGGAAGGGUUUCUGCUCAAUGAGAGAAAUCUCCCUAAGAGGAUCUUUAGGCAUAAGGUGUCAAGCACAACCUCCCUACAUCAUUUGCCAUGGAAGUUGGCACAAAUGCAGGGUAGAUGGGGUGUGUAGGAGGCAGUUCUGAGCUGUGCUCUAGGUUCCUGGCUCCUGGGCCGCAAGGCCACACUCGUGCAGGGUCCCAGAGUUUGGUCUGUCCUCCACAGUCACACACACACAAACAUCUUUACUCAAGAGGAACCUUGAAGGAUUUAUAAUUUUGGUCUAGUUUAUUUGAAGGCCCUAGUGGAAAAGAAUGACAUUUCUUCUCUUAUGGGUUUUCUCUGAUGUAAGAGCUCAAACUAGUGCCUGCGUUGGUAAAUAAACAAGGAGUUGUACCAGCGUCAUUCUUUAGGGCAGUGGUAGAAACCACAGAGAAGUGAAAUGAGAAACAUUAAAACUCAGAUGUACUCCCUUCUGGCUUUUGGCUUCACCCCUGUAGAUGAGCCAUUGUUUAAUGUUAAGUGUGUAACUAAAUCAUGUUAUUACAAGGUUCUCACAUUUUUAAGAGUAGCUAUCACUGUUAAGCCAGACAGUCAUCAGAGUUCUCCCAAGUGCAUGUCAGUUGUGGAGAAAACAGCAAAAGGAGACAUAAGCUCUUUACAGUGUUAAUGUCAAGAGUUAAACGCCUCCUCAGCUCAACAGACGACGAAUGACCAAGGCUUCCUACUACUUGCAUGGGGUUUACUAUUUACUGUUUUCUUGGGACUAUCACAGAAAGGUCAGCUACACCACUUGAGACUGUCCGUGUAACCAGUCACCCCUGCCCUCGUGUGUUGAGAUGUGUAUGGAAUACCCGUGUCUGUUAGUGAAACUUUUCUGUAAUGGAGGGGACAGUGCGAUCCUGCAUCCGGGCCCGCAGCUGAUCGUCACUGUGCUCUGUCACCUCUCCCCUCUGCAUGCCCACCAGCUGACUGUAACAUGUAUCCUUUUACAUUAUGUAAAUUCUAACUCGCCUGUCUUGAGAUGAUAUAUGUCAUUAUAUCUGGCAUUCUUGUAACUACUGUGUGAUCAUAUGAUUCCUGUAAGACUGCUUUCUAAAAAAAAACCCGCCGAGGGAGUGACCUCUACCCCACAUUAGUGGGUAGUCACUUUAUUUAUAGGAUCUUUAAAACAAGUACAUUUUUAAUGAACUAAGGUGAAUAAAGGCACAAUGAAAACUGUCA